AUGGUAGCCGAGGACCCGGACCGCAAUGUGCUAAUGGCCAACCUUGUGUGCUUCCACACCCUGAUGCAGCAGCGCAGCCGUCUUGGCGAUGCCUUCCUGCCAGGAGGUCGCUGGGCUUUGGCGGACCUCUCUUUCGCAACCGAGGCACUUGCGAGCUGCUUGCGGCCGGGCCAAUCCUGGCAGGAGCCCACCCAGGCGCUUCUCUCGGGCAUCUACAGCGGCUGCAACCUGGCUGGCCAAGCUCUCAUCGAAGCCCUGGCGCAGGACCUCUCCGC
This is a messenger RNA of Symbiodinium natans, 275 nucleotides long. The record is from the annotation of a GenBank genome assembly. NCBI's taxonomy places the organism in Eukaryota, Dinophyceae, Suessiales, Symbiodiniaceae.